UGGCAGGAUGGCCAAGGGCAGCGCCAUGAACGACGACGACGAUUACUACGACGAGGACAUGGAUGGUGGAGGUGGCAAUUAUCGCCGCGGGGACCACGACAAAACCCACCCUCCUGCAGACAAGAAGGGCAAAGUCAUCUGCAAAUACUUCGUGGAGGGCCGCUGCACCUGGGGUGAGCACUGCAACUUCAGCCACGACAUUGAGCUGCCGAAAAAGAGGGAGCUGUGCAAGUUCUACAUCACUGGGUACUGUGCAAGGGCAGAGAACUGCCCCUACAUGCACGAUAUCCUUUGGGAAUGGUGGCAGAAAGAGGGCAGGACAGCGAAGAAAGUGCCCAAAAGCCAAAAGGAGCAGCCAGAAGGAGGGCGAAAAAGGCAGGAGGAGGCAAAAAACAAAAAAAG
Meleagris gallopavo (turkey) is the source of this 402-nucleotide messenger RNA. NCBI's taxonomy places the organism in Eukaryota, Metazoa, Chordata, Aves, Galliformes, Phasianidae. The record is from RefSeq and is a predicted model, not a curated record.